Colletotrichum truncatum is the source of this 1014-nucleotide messenger RNA. RefSeq lists its product as uncharacterized. Lineage: Eukaryota; Fungi; Ascomycota; Sordariomycetes; Glomerellales; Glomerellaceae. The record is from RefSeq and is a predicted model, not a curated record.
AUGGCGGUUGAUAAUCAACAGGCAGCAAUAUCCCGAACAAUCAAGGUCGGCGAUCGGGUAACCUGGCUCGAAGCCUUGAAAACAGAUCGGCCCAUCCUGGUCCACCUCAACGCCGACACAACAUGGCUCAUUCAACUACCGUACCCACAGCAUGCAGCGGCCCCUACGGGACGGAAACGAUUCAACAUCCUUAUCGACCCCUGGCUCCAGGGUCCGCAGUCUGACGUUUCGUCUUGGUUUUCCACGCAAUGGCACGUCGUUGAGCCCAGCGUGAAGACCAUGGCUGAGCUCAACUCUCUUCUGGCCAGCCUUGAAACCGGACCCGACGACACUCAUGAGACUCAAAAGUCAUACAUAGAUGUAGUAGCUAUUUCGCAUGAGUUCACGGACCAUUGCCACCAAGCCACACUAGAGGAACUCCCAGCAUCGACGCCAGUAUUCGCAACUGAGAAAGCCGCGGACCUGAUCCGCACAUGGAAGCAUUUUGAGUCUGUAACUACAACCCCUGGAUUCUCUUCGUCAACAACAGAUUGGAAAUCGACUCUGAGCAUCGCGGGACUGCCGUCUUGGGUUGGCAUCGGGCGAGUGAUUACCGCCGGGAACGCUUUGUAUUACCAUUCUGCUGUCAUGAUCGCGUUCGACCUCGGCAAACCAGAGACAGUUCUGUACUCGCCCCAUGGCAUACAAGCAUCAGACCUAUCUCCAAUUCGCGACGCUGGGUUCUCUACUCUGGCUUUGCUUCAUGGUCUCCAUGAUGUCCGAAUUUGGAUGACGAAGCAGUUGAAUUUAGGAGCGUUGAAUGGCCUCAAGGCCGUUGAAGAAACUCAAGCACGUUAUUGGAUCGCCACUCACGACGAAGAAAAGAAGGGUGCUGGCUUUAUUGCCCUCAUGUUGAUGCGAACGCGCUAUACACUAAAGCAGGCCGUGGAGGCUGAGGAGAAACGCAUGGAUGGGAAGGCGCCAGAUUAUGAAUUUGUUGAGUUGGGAUCUGGAGAUGGAAUGCUACUUGAGUAA